Messenger RNA from Candida albicans SC5314, 3441 nucleotides. RefSeq names its product Msu1p (gene MSU1). Gene Ontology annotation, cellular component: exosome (RNase complex); P-body. The transcript has a single exon. The coding region runs from base 1 to 3441 and encodes 1146 amino acids. The record is from RefSeq and is a predicted model, not a curated record. Gene Ontology annotation, molecular function: RNA binding; 3'-5'-RNA exonuclease activity. Gene Ontology annotation, biological process: mRNA catabolic process. Lineage: Eukaryota; Fungi; Ascomycota; Pichiomycetes; Serinales; Debaryomycetaceae.
AUGUUGAGACUUCAAGAAGUUCAUAUACGAAAAUGUUAUGGGUCUAAAAUAAUACUAAAACAUAAUCUUCAUAUAUCUUCUACUUUAUUAUAUAAUAAACCUUCGAUUCCAUCAAGUCGACGAUCAAGACUGAAACAAAAGUUCACAUCUAAAUCUAAAUAUGAUGAUUCAUUUUUCAAAAAUAUAUUCCAAGAAAAUAAGGAUAAUAAAUCGAAAAGUAUUGAAACCCAAUCUCAAGAUACUCACCAAGAAGUUAAAACUUCAGGAUUGGAGAAAAUUCAAAAUCUUGUUAAAUCCAAAGUUAAAUCACGUAGUAUAUUUGAUUCUUAUGCUAAUUUAAGAAUAGAUAUAACUAAACCAAAUGAUGAAUUAGUACGAUCAAUAAUUAAAAAUACCAAAACUAUGAAUAAGAAAAGAUUUACUGAUCCUGCUACUUCUUGGUUAAGUAAUUUCUCCCAAAAGGAAAUACAAGAAUUACAAGAUUUUUUAAAUAAUGAUUUACCUAUUAAUGGAACAAUUAAUGGGAAAACUAUGGAAACUCCAGUUAAAAUUGGUGAUUUAGUAACUUUAGGAUCAGAAAGUUUACGUUUAUAUUUAGUUACAUCCGUACCUAAAACUUUUAAUUCAAGAAUUUGUACUUUUUUAAGUGAUAGAGGUGAAAUUAUGUUUGCUCCCUUUAGUACUAUUGGUUAUCGAUUUUCCGGAUUAAUACCUGAUAAAUAUCAUAAAAAUAUUGAAAAAUUUGUUGUAUUGGAACAAAAAUAUUUAAAUAUUCCGCCUAUUGGUAUACCUGAUGCAGUUUUUUCAAAAUCAAAUUCAGCUUUACCUAAAGAACUUCAAGAUCGGGAAAAUGGAACAAAGAAAGUGGUGACUGAAGAAAAAGAAGAGGUUGUAGAUGUUGAUGGUAAUGGUGAUCCUGAUGAGUCGGCAUAUUUGGAUCCAAAUGAUUUUAUUGUCCAACAGGCAUCUUCACAAUUAUUAUCUAAUACUGAUGUACAAACAUUUAUUGUACCAACCACAGUUCGACAAAUAUAUGUUCCAGCAUUAUUGCAAAUUUCUAACGAAGCAUUUUGGAAAAUGGGACCAAUGUAUCGGAAAUUAGAAGAAUUACAUAGAAGUUUACAAGUUGAUGACAAUAAUGGAGAAUUCAAUACUCCAAGAACAGUAUCAAUAUUUGAAAUAUUGAGCAAACUCAAACAGCCAACAUCUGAACAAUCAACAUCGACUAUAAAAUUAGGUAAAUCACCAACUAAUCUGAUAGAUUAUGAUCAACGACAAUAUAAGAUAUCAGAUGUUAUGGCAGUAUUAUCAUUAUUGAAAAAGCAAAGUCAUUUGUGGACAAUUUUACCAUGUAAGCUGUCAUUCACCCCUACAAAAGUAACAAUAUGGCCGCUUGCCCAAACUAAAGAAGAAGAAAGAACGGUUGAAUAUUUAAAUAAUGAUGAUGGAUUAACUGAAAUUACUAAAUAUUGUGGUCAAGUUGCUUUAGGUCAAAAACCAGCCAAUACUAAACCAAUAUUUUAUAAUAAUGUUGAGAAAAUGUUAAGAGAAUAUGUGAAUGGGAAAUAUAAAGAUGAUGCAUCAAUAUCUACUACUUUAGUAUCACUUUUACGGAAAGUAGAUAAAUAUUUUGUUGAAUUGGGAAUACCACUUAAAGAAGAAGCUUAUAAGAAUGAAUAUUCAUAUGGUAAAGCUUAUGAUUUGCUCACUAAAUUAAACAAUGAUGUUGUGGUCAAUCCAUUAUUAUGGUCUGAACAAGCUAAUUUACCAACUGAAGAAAAUGCAUCGGCCAAUACUUUGACAAAACAAAAAUUUUAUAAUUAUAUGGAUCAAGAACUUGCCAAUGAAACCCCUAAUGAAAUUUUACAAAAUACUAUUGCCAAUGAAAUCUAUAAUGAAGAUCCAUUACAACAUUUAAGACAAGAUAUGAGAGAAAUCCCUAUAUAUUGUAUUGAUGAUCCAACGGCCCAUGAAAUUGAUGAUGGUAUUUCUAUACAUGAAGAUCAACAAGAUUAUAUUGUUUCUAUUCAUGUUGCUGAACCCAGUUCAUAUAUUAAACCUGAAUCAAUAAUAAGUUCUUUGGCAUUUGAAAAAACUUCAACUAGUUAUAUGCCAGACACUGCUUUCCCCAUGUUACCUAAAUUAGUAUCAGAUAUUGCUGGAUUAGGAAUCCCUGACAAGGAUACUCGAACAUUUGUGAUUCAAUAUAGAGUUGAUAAGAAAACUGUCGAUGAAUAUAUUUCCAAUAAAGUGAACGAUAAAAAUUAUAAAGUUGAUCAAUUGUUAUUAGAUCAAAUAAUUUCUCAAAUCAACGAAAGUAGCAAUAUUAUUUUUGCCACAGUUUCUAAUUUUCGACAAGGGUUCACUUAUGAUAAAGUCAAUGAAGUAUUGAAUGAUGAAAUAAAAAUCAAUCAAUAUAAAUCAAUGGGUCAAUCCAAUGAUCUUGAUUUCAAUAAUUUGAUAAAACUUCAAUAUAUAUCUUCAUUACUUUGGGAAAUUAGGAAAUCUAAUCAUGCAUAUACAAAUAGUGGUAAUACUAAAUUAAUGGUCAAAAAAAAUAACACUAGCAAUACAAAUUGCGAUACUGAAUUCAUUUAUGAUGCAAAUGAAUUACAAAUGAAACUUGCCAAUUCAAAUAAUACAGUUUCAAUUGGAUUUGCUAAUUUAGAAAGUGCAUCAAUUAAAUUAGUUACAGAAAAUAUGAUCAUUGCCAAUUAUUUAACAGCAAGAUUUGCCACCACUAACAAUAUUAAAAUAUUAUAUCGAUACCUUGAUCCUAAAUUUAAUGAUGAAUUGUUAUCCGAAUAUCAAAAAUUAAUGAAAUUAUCAGAUACUAAUAACAAUACGUCAAUCCCCACGGAUCAAUUAACACAAAUGUUCCCAUUUUUCACUAGAGGUUUAGUCACUGAUAAACCUCAAAAACAUUUACUUAUGGGAUUAUCAAUGUAUUCUAAUAUAACAUCACCAUUAAGAAGAUAUAUCGAUUUAGUGAAUCAAUGGAAAAUUCAAGAUUUCUUUUUAGGUAAACAACAACAACAGCAACAACAAUCUAGAAUAGAUGAUAAAAAUAUUCCUGCUAUUGCCAGUUAUUUAAAUGGUCAAGGUGAAAUCAUUAGAAAUAUUCAACUGAGAGCAAAUACUUUUUGGCAAGGGUUAUUUUUAAGAAAUUAUCAAGAUUUGAAAAACAACUACAACCACAACCACAACCACAACCCAAUUGAUUUUAAAUUGAAAUUAAUUACUAAUCCAACAAUGGGUCCUACAGUUGGUGUUUAUAUACCAAAUUUUAGAUUUAUUAAUGCUCAUGUUGAAGUAUCAUCAGAAAUGUUGGAAGAUUUCAAACUGGGUCAAUUGAAAAUUGGUGGAUUAAUUGAUUCUAAUAAAUUACAUUUAAAACAAGUUGAUUUCUUGGAAAAUGAAGUGAUAUUUGAAUAUAAAUAG